GGUGGAGGGAUGGGUGACAAGAAGUGCCUCGCGGGGUUUUUACAUAUAAUACGCACUUCAUGAUCUGAAUGAUGCAAAGCGUAAAUAUACUUUCAUAGAAGUCCCUCACAGUUUGAGGAAAGUGAAAAUUUUCAGUCCACCGCCACGCACGCAAGUACUGCUGCGUAAUCGAAAGGAAAAUCGGUACAUAGUGAAAUUAACUUCCAGUAUAGUUUGCAUGAUGUAGAACAAUGCAUGAUUUGGUGUUCUCAGAAAUCAGGAAGACGCAGCCUCUCUGUUCGGUGAUAGCCGCUUAAAGUCUUGGUCAGUGUGUGCGGUACUCGGGUGCUGAGGAGGUUCCUCACACUAUGCUUGGCACUAAACCACUAUGAACGCAAAGGCAGCCAGCAGCCGUAGUGGCGGUGGUGACGGCGGCAGAAGCAGCAGCACCAUCAGCACUAGCAGCAACAGCAGCCAACAGAGCGUUAGUGAGGUCAAGUUUCGCUGCUGGAACAAAACACACGUCCCUCCUACCCACGACCCCCAAGGCCUCAGCUGGCCCGCGCCGUGAUCUGUGUGGCUGUGAUGGGCGUGGAAGUCGUCCUGUAGCUGUCUAUCGUCAUGAGUGCCAAGAGGAAACCUCGCACGCCCACGCCUCCGCCUGGCAUGAAGGAGGAGGCGGACGAGGAGAGUGAGGAUCUCUAUGCCGGAAGACGUGUCUCCGUGUCAGAGUUUGACGGCCAAGACUUUGGAUACGAAAGCGUCAGUUCUCCCGGAGCGUCCAGCACAUCCUCCGAGCCAGCUUACAUCAGAAAGCCUGGGUUUGAGCACCACGCUCAUGAGUUCCGGACAACACCUCCCAAGACAAAUGCAUUUUCGCCCACGGGUGUGAGCGCUGCUGUAGGAGGGAAUCUAGUGUGCAGCCAUCCGAUCAGAACAUCCCUUCAAAAGCCAACAGGCCUGCAGUCACCCACAGGAUCUUUGGGCUCCAAGGGAAGCAAGAAGAAAAAGAGCAGCACCCCGGAGGCACGGGCCGAGGGGUCCCGAGAGGGCACUGGGUCAACGUCCACUGGCCAUAUCAGGCCUAAACUCAAGAAAGAUCCGCUGCCGAUGAAGAUGCGUGCCUUCCCCCAAAGCUUCUGGCUCCAGCCCAACAAGAACAGUCUGCCUCCCUCCUGUUCCACGUUGCCGCCGCUUAUCCUCGGCAAGGACUGCAGCGACGUGCUCGAGAUUCGACCGGUGACGCCGCCCGAGGAGGAGCGAGUAGGGAAUACGGAGCACGUCAAAAGCGAACCUGUGAACGGGGAGGAGGCGGAGCUGAGGACCAUCAAGGUGGGCAACCCUGACCUGCUCUCGAGACUCUUCGACUCUGUGGAGCAGGGAGACAGGAAGAGGGUGGCGGUGGUGAGGAGGGGAAGGCCACGGAAACCUCCAUCAACAGUGCUGCCAAGAGUGCUGCGGGAUGAAGACCCAUGUCUUGUGAGCACUGUCACUGAAUCCAUCCUGCCACUACUUCCUGAUAAAACACCAGUAUCUUCAGGCUCAUCCACUCCUUUAGGUAUACGACAAGCUCCCCAAUCUUGCUUUCAGGUUCUGGAGAUGGUGAACCUGCGCGAUGGUGACAGAACUAUCUCCCUACCAUCCCUUAAUGUGGAACACAAUUAUAACCAAAUACUAUCAGAAUUAGUACUUAAGCUGUAGCAAAAGUUAUUGGUCCAAGUUGUUCUUCACCUCUUAUUAAAUUUAUAAAAAAAAUGUUUCAACUUUUAGAAUGUAAGAAAAUUUGCAUUUGGAAAGUAGUGUAAAGUUAUAUUUGAUUACAACAGAGACAUAAAGAUUGUUAUGUAGGGACAGCCUACAUAAGAAAUAUGUGAAAACAUUUAUCAAAGAGGGACUGAUUGAAGUACCCUUGACAGCUCAGAGAUGAUCUACAUUUCUGAUUGUCAAAGUUUUCAGCUUUCCAACCAAUUUUCUAUGGCUCCUCAUCCAGUGUGUCACAUAGAGCCAUUGCUCAACUCUCAGGUAAAGAUUUAAUGGUUAGAAAACUUCCCACUCAGGAAGGUUUUUGUUUUUAUGAAAGAUUAUUAGAUUAGAAAAUGCUAAUGUCUAGCAAGUAUGGGGGUCAUGAGUUGCCCCUGGCAAAAAUGAUCACAGUUUUACUUAAGGUCCCACAGUCUCUUGCAUGAAGAAAUAAAUGAGUGCCAUAUUUUUGUAUAAAAAAUAUAUCAUAAUUAUUGGUGUAUAAGAUGCACUUUUGACUUGAUUUUUUUUUCAAUAACACUAUGUUCUUAACACUGACACCCACAUAACCCAAGAAAUUUAUCUGUAUCUUAUACAAAGGUGCAUCUGAUACACUGAAAAUACAGUACAUGCAUAAUUUUUAUAUAAUAUCAAAAAGUUUAUUUGAAUGUUUAAGAUUUGAUAUUUUGAGUCUAUUCAUUCCUUAAGUUGAAUAAACUGAGAAUUGAAGAACUAGG
Molecule: messenger RNA, 2456 nt
Organism: Eriocheir sinensis (Chinese mitten crab)
Lineage: Eukaryota; Metazoa; Arthropoda; Malacostraca; Decapoda; Varunidae
Exons: 5
Coding region: 601-1680 (359 amino acids)
Source: RefSeq, a predicted model, not a curated record